Messenger RNA from Dermochelys coriacea (leatherback sea turtle), 4126 nucleotides. It is a transcript of the gene TBC1D8, whose product is annotated as TBC1 domain family member 8. The record is from RefSeq and is a predicted model, not a curated record. The transcript is spliced from 20 exons. Bases 882 to 3659 code for a protein of 925 amino acids. Lineage: Eukaryota; Metazoa; Chordata; Testudines; Dermochelyidae.
GGCUCAGGAAUCAGCUGGUUCCGGUCGGGGCCGCAGGGACUCGCCCGCCAGGGGGGCAGCGGAGCGGCAGCUGCUGUCCGGGGGAGUCCGGGGCGGGUUCUUUGUUCCGUGCCCCGGCGGGCUCUGAGGGAGGCUGGUGCUGGGUUUAGCGCGGAGGCAGGGCCGCCCCCUCCAGCGGGCCGGGGGGUGUCUGUGGCUGCGGAGCGGGUCACUGCCGGGGGGUCCAGCUGCGGCGCGGUCUGCCUGCCGCCAUGGGGUGGCCCCUCCCAGAGUCACCGGUGCUGGGGUGGUUUAUUCUGACGGCUGGAUAAGUUACUUGGCAGGAUGCUCCUUCCGGGCUCCUGGAAAAUCCUUCUCUUUAAGGUCGUUUGGUGGGUGCCCUGGAUGCAGUGCUAGAUUCUAAUGCGCGUAUUGCUCCAUUUCGAAUUUUACUUCAAGUUCCGGGAUCACCAGUUUACUCUGCCAUAGCAUGUGGUGCCACUUUAGAGGAGAUAAACCAGCACUGGGAGUGGCUGGAGCAAAACUUACUCCAUACAUUGUCUGUUUUUGAUAAUAAAGAAGAUAUUGUUAGUUUUGUCAAAGGGAAAAUAAAGGCAUUGAUAGCAGAAGAGACCAGGAGUAAACUAGCGGAGCAGGAGGAGGAUCCUGAGAAGUUUCGAGAGGCGCUAGUGAAAUUUGAAGCCAGAUUUAACUUCCCUGAAGCAGAGAAGUUAAUUACCUAUUAUUCAUGCUGCUGCUGGAAGGGUAAAGUUCCUCGUCAAGGCUGGCUUUAUCUGAGCAUCAAUCACCUCUGUUUUUAUUCCUUCUUCCUAGGCAAAGAAUUAAAACUCCUAGUUCCCUGGGUUGAUGUCCAGAAACUGGAAAGAACCUCUAAUGUCUUUAUGACUGAUAUCAUCCGUAUUACCACUUCAAGUAAAGAACGAGACUUCUCCAUGUUCCUUAAUAUUGAUGAGGCAUUCAGGAUGAUGGAGCAGCUGGCAGACGUAACGCUCCGAAGGCUACUAGAUAAUGAGAUCUUCGAACUGGAUCCAGGUCUCCAAGAUCCUACUCAGAUUACAAAAAGGGAUCUCGAAGCCAGAGCACAGAGUGAGUUCUUUCGGGCCUUUUUUAGACUGCCGGGGAAGGAGAAGCUACAUGAAGUUGCAGACUGUUCUCUGUGGACUCCAUUUAAUCGCUGUCACACUGCAGGAAGGAUGUAUACUUCAGACUGCUAUAUCUGUUUUGCCAGCAAAGAAAGUGGGUGUUGCAAUGUUCUCAUCCCCCUUAGAGAGGUGGUUAGUAUAGAGAAGAUGGAGGACACUAGUCUCCUUCCCAAUCCCAUCAUUAUUAGUAUAAGGAGCAAGAUGGCCUUUCAGUUCAUUGAGUUGAAGGACAGGGAUAGCUUGGUGGAGAACCUGCUUCUGAGACUAAAACAAGUCAACACCAGCAACCCAGUGCACUAUAACUGCUUGGAAAGAAAAGAAACGAACUCUCUCGUGUUUCAUUCAACAUGUGUGUUCAGUGACUGCGAGUCCCGGGAUUUGGGAAUGGUGGCUUCCCAAAGCGAAGACAAGAGCGAAAGUGAAAAGGAGAGCAGUCACUUGUUAAAUGCAGAGGCACUAAGAUCAGUGUUUCACCAGUCCGGAGCUGAAGGGAAUGACUUUAGGAUGUCCAGGGAACAAAUAAAAGAAAGACUGUGGAAUGACCAUUUUGCAGAAUAUGGCAGAACUGUGUGUAUGUUUCGCACAGAGAAGAUUAGAAAACUUGUUGCAAUGGGAAUCCCAGAAUCUUUACGAGGCAAACUCUGGCUCCUCUUUUCAGAUGCUGUGACUGAUCUUGCCUCCCAUCCUGGUUACUACGGAAAUUUAGUGGAGGUGUCAAUGGGCAGGUGUUGCAUUGCAACAGAGGAGAUUGAACGUGACCUGCAUCGCUCAUUGCCUGAGCACCCAGCCUUCCAGAAUGAAACUGGGAUAGCAGCCUUGAGGAGAGUUCUGACAGCUUAUGCACAUAGGAACCCCAAAAUAGGAUACUGCCAGUCUAUGAAUAUUUUGACAUCUGUGUUGUUGUUGUAUGCCAAAGAGGAGGAAGCUUUUUGGCUGCUGGUUGCUGUGUGUGAGAGGAUGCUGCCAGAUUACUUUAAUCACCGAGUGAUAGGUGCUCAGGUAGACCAAUCAGUAUUCGAAGAGCUUAUAAAGGAGAGACUUCCAGAACUGACUGAACACAUGAAAGAUCUGUCCACCUUGGCAUCCAUUUCCCUUUCAUGGUUCCUUACCCUGUUCCUCAGCAUCAUGCCCCUAGAAAGUGCUGUGAAUGUCGUAGACUGCUUCUUCUACGAUGGAAUCAAAGCCAUUUUCCAGUUGGGCUUGGCUAUUCUUGAAGCCAAUGCAGCAGAACUAUGUAACAGCAAGGAUGAUGGGCAUGCCUUGAUGAUUCUUAGCAGGUUUUUAGAUCACGUUAAAAAUGAGGAAAGCCCUCUACCUCCAAUCGGCAAUCACCAUGCCUUUUUCAGUGAUGAUCAGGAGCCCUAUCCAGUGACUGAAAUAGCUGACCUAAUCCGUGAUUCCUAUGAGAAAUUCGGAGACCACUCUGUGGAACAGAUAGAGCAUAUGCGCUAUAAACACCGGAUUCGUGUUCUACAAAGCCAUGAGGAUACAACCAAACAAAAUGUGCUCAGAGUUGUCAUCCCAGAUGUUUCAAUUCUUCCUGAAGAUUUAGAGGAACUAUAUGACUUGUUUAAGAGAGAACAUCUAAUGAGCUGCUACUGGCAAGGGAUGAAACCUGUAAUUCUGCGACAUGACCCAAAUCGGCCUUAUGCUGAGCAGUACAGAAUAGACUCUCAGCAAUUCACUAACCUUUAUAAACUUGUCUCACCAUGGACGUGUGGGGAACACACUCAAGUUUUAGCUGAAAGAACAUUCCGACUUCUGGAUGAAAAUAUGGACCAUCUCAUCGAAUUCAAAGGAUUUGCUAGCUGUUUAGAUGUUAUGUACAAUGGAGAAAUGAAUGAAAAGAUAAACCUGUUAUACAGGCUGCACAUCCCUCCUGCUCUCACAGAAAAUGAGAGAGACAGUCAGUCACCACUAAAGAAUCCUUUAUUGUCUACUUCGAGGCCACUAGUAUUUGGAAAAACAAAUGGUGAUACAGUAGAUUACCAGAAGCAACUGAAGCAGAUGCUUAAAGAUUUAGCCAAAGAGAAGGAUACUAAAACUGAAAAACCAAUGCCAAAAAUGAGCCAGAGGGAAUUCAUCCAGUUCUGCAAAACCUUGUACAGCAUGUUUCAUGAAGAUCCAGAGGAAAACUCUUUAUAUCAAGCCAUUGCCACUGUGACCACUUUAUUACUUAAGAUUGGAGAAGUGGGUCAAAGAAGCGGCAGCUUGGAGAGUGGAUCAGAUGAAUUGACUGAGGACCCUGCCUCAGACCAGGAUACUGUUUUUACUGACACUGUGAAGACUACUCAUCCAGAGACUCAAUCUUUACCUGGGACUGAAGGGAACUGGACUAUCUCCUUUGAACAAAUUUUAGCAUCACUCUUGACUGAACAGUCACUAGUAAAUUUCUUUGAAAAGCCUUUAGAACUGAAACCAAAACUGGAGAAUGCAAAGCUAAAUCAAUACUGUCUCAAACCAAAUGGAAUAAGCGACCAGUCACUAGCCGAACACAUGAAACUAAAUACACAGUAGCAAAUUUUCCUGAAACUGACCGCACUGAAGUUAUACCAAAGCAACAUGUUGCAAAGAAAGGUGUUUUGUUUGCUCUUCGGUAUGAGAGCUUUAAAAGCUAAAGGGGUGUGUAGUUUGUGCCACUGAUUUAUGAUGAUGAUGUUUUGAAUGUAAAAGGAAACAUCUGUGUGCACUGUGAAGACACUGCAGACCCAUUACAUAGAGGGAGAGCAGAAGGUGGCUCCAGUAGUUUUGUUACAGAGCUUGGUUUUUUUCAUUGGGGAAAACCCUCCUCAGCUACUGUCUGCAGUUUGUGGUGGUUUGGGUUGCACUAAUCCUGAAGACUUGUUUCAAUGCUGGUAAUUGAAACUAUUUUAAUAUUUUUGAUUGUAUUCAGAUUUGUAUGUCUUGCUAAUAUGUUAAGUGUACAUGGACUGCUUCUGAUCUGUGAAAACAUGCACUUUUCAAUUAAACCUUUUUGUACUGGA